Messenger RNA from Dromiciops gliroides (monito del monte), 1460 nucleotides. It is a transcript of the gene QPCTL, whose product is annotated as glutaminyl-peptide cyclotransferase like. Lineage: Eukaryota; Metazoa; Chordata; Mammalia; Microbiotheria; Microbiotheriidae. Gene Ontology annotation, molecular function: glutaminyl-peptide cyclotransferase activity; zinc ion binding. The transcript is spliced from 7 exons. The record is from RefSeq and is a predicted model, not a curated record. The coding region runs from base 37 to 1287 and encodes 416 amino acids.
CCCGGGCCGCAGAGGCUGCUCUGCAGGUCCCGGGCCAUGCGGAAAAGCAGCGGAGGGGCUCCCGGGGGCGGCGGGGGGCGAGCUUGGCGGCGGAGCUGGGAGCGCGGUCCUCCCGAGUCGCCCCAGCUUCCCCAGGCCCGGCCCCUGCUCCAGCGCCGGCUGCUCGGGCCACCGCUGCCGUUGCUGCUGCUGGCACUGGCCCUGGGCACCGGGCUCUACGUGGCCUGGGCACCAGGGGGAGGGGGAGGGGAAAGGGGAGGAGGGGGAGGAAAGGGAAGAGGAGCAGGAGGAGCGGCGGCGGCACGGAGGAGGAGCGGCAGCGGCGGCCCGGAGCUGCAGUCCCAGUCCCGGCCGGGCCGAAGCCUCCCUGAAGGCCACCUUCGGGCGCUGUUAGAACAACUGGACCCCCAACGCCUCUGGGGCAAGUACCUUCAGCCCCUACUGGUUGAAAGGACACCAGGAAGUCCUGGGAACUUGAAGGUCCGACAGUUCCUAGAGGAUGAACUCCGGGCUCUAGGUGCUGGCUGGCAGGUGGAUGUGGAUGCCUUCUCAGCCCCAACCCCAGUGGGGCCUGUGGCCUUCGCCAAUGUGGUGGCCACGCUGUCCCCAGAAGCCCCGCGCCGCCUGACCCUGGCCUGCCACUUGGACUCCAAGCUCUUCCCUCCAGGUGCACCCCCCUUCCUGGGUGCCACAGACUCUGCUGUGCCCUGCGCUCUGCUUCUUGAGCUUGCCCGUGCCCUUGACCCUCAACUUGUCCGUUCUAAGGACCAGGGGGCUCCUGUGACCCUCCAGCUCCUUUUCCUGGAUGGGGAGGAGGCUUUGAAAGAAUGGGGGCCAGAAGACUCUCUUUAUGGGGCCCGCCACCUGGCCCAGCGCAUGGAGCAGACACCCCAUGGCAUUGGCUUCUCAGAGAUCCAGGCGAUUGAAAUGUUUGUCCUCCUGGACCUGCUGGGAGCCCCCGACCCCGUCAUUAAGAGUCACUUCCCCCGCACAGCCCCCUGGUUCCAGCGGCUUAGCUCAAUAGAGAAGAGGCUGCACCAGCUGGGGCUUCUGGCGUCCCAUCCUCAGGAGGUGAUGUAUUUCCAGCAAGGACCACCCUACGGGGCUGUGGACGACGACCACGUCCCCUUCCUGCGGAGAGGCGUGCCCAUUCUGCACCUCAUCCCCACACCUUUCCCAGCCGUCUGGCACACGCCAGCUGACACUGAAGCCAACCUGCAUCCGCCCACAGUACACAACCUCAGUCGGAUCUUGGCCACCUUCCUGGCUGAGUAUUUGGGCCUCUAGCCCCUGGACAACCGGCUCUAUGUCAGGGCCCCGGAGCAAGGCUGGUUCUGAGCUCCUGCCCCAGAGGGGCCCCCCAGAAACCCAUGGACUGACCCUUCCAGGCAGUGGGGGCAGGAACAGCCAGACUGUGACCCUCAGGGAUUGAUUACUCAAACGUGCUACUGUGAGAAAAA